Messenger RNA from Phyllostomus hastatus (greater spear-nosed bat), 4998 nucleotides. It is a transcript of the gene MGAM2, whose product is annotated as maltase-glucoamylase 2 (putative). The record is from RefSeq and is a predicted model, not a curated record. Lineage: Eukaryota; Metazoa; Chordata; Mammalia; Chiroptera; Phyllostomidae. Bases 90 to 4865 code for a protein of 1591 amino acids. The transcript has 42 exons. Gene Ontology annotation, biological process: carbohydrate metabolic process. Gene Ontology annotation, molecular function: carbohydrate binding; alpha-1,4-glucosidase activity.
CUGGCUCUGUCAGCCCGGCCACCUUUGCUCAGUGCUCCCGAAGAACCACCGAGGGACAGUCACAGCAAAUAAGAAGACACGGUUAUGAGAUGGCGAGGAAGCUCAGUGUGCUGGAAGUCAUCCUGAUCAUCUUCUUCCUGAUUGUGUUGGCCGUGGAUGUCUUCUUGCUCUUUCUGGUGCUGGAGAAACCGUCAGAUACUUCCUUCAUCCCACAGUGCCCAGCGAUCCCCGAAUCCGACAGGAUAGACUGCGCCCCUGGUCAGACGGCGACAGAGGAAGACUGCCGGUGGCGAUAUAAGUGCUGCUGGAAGCCGACAGCGGACCCCAAUGUCCCCAGGUGCUUCUUCCCCAGGAACUGGGGCUAUGAAGUCAGUGACGGCAGCAAGAAACAGCAAAGCACAGGGCUUACUGCCAGGUUGCAAAGGACACCGUCCCCAUCUCUCUUUGGAAAUGAUAUCAUCGAUGCCCUCUUCACAGCUGAAUAUCAGACGUCCCGCCGUCUCCGUUUUAAGAUCACGGAUCCCAAUAACGUGCGCUAUGAAGUCCCUCAUGAAAAUAUUAAGCCGUUUAAUGACACAGCUGAUGCCGCCAACUUGAGCUAUCACAUCGAGGUCACUGACAAACCCUUCAGCGUCAAAAUAAUGAGGACGAGCAACAACAAAGUCUUGUUGAACACGGACAUCGGGCCCCUCCUGUUCGCCCAGCAGUACCUGCAGCUGUCCUUCCGACUGGCCAGCGCCAACGUGUACGGGCUGGGCGAGCACGUGCACCAGCAGUACCGCCACAGCAUGGCCUGGCAGACCUGGCCCAUCUUCACCCGUGACGCCGCCCCCACCCAGGGCUUGAUGAACCUGUAUGGCGCUCACACGUUCUUCUUGUGCCUUGAAGACACCAGCGGCUCCUCUUUUGGGGUUUUUCUGAUGAACAGUAAUGCCAUGGAGGUCACCCUCCAGCCUGCUCCUGCAGUCACCUACCGCACCAUUGGGGGCAUUCUGGACUUCUAUGUGUUCCUGGGAGACACCCCGGAGCAAGUGGUUCAGGAGUACCUGGAGCUUGUUGGACGACCAUUCUUGCCUUCCUACUGGAAUCUUGGGUUCCAGCUUAGUCGCAGGGGUUAUGGUAACAUCCAGGGUUUGGAAGAAGUUGUAAACCGAACUCAGAAUGCUGGGAUCCCAUAUGACGUCCAGUACUUGGACAUAGACUACAUGGAUGGAAAGAAGGACUUCACUGUCGAUGAAAAGGCUUUCCCUGGUCUCCCAGGUUUUGCCGAGAACCUACAUAAACUUGGACUGAAAUAUGUCAUUAUCAUGAAUCCUGGCAUCUCGAAUGAUUUUGACUACUCUACCUAUACAAACGGAACCAAAAAGAGACUGUGGGUCUUGGGAGACAACGGCUUUGUCCUUGGGCAGGGAUAUCCUGGAUGGACAGUCUUUCCUGAUUAUACGAAUCCAGCUUGUACUCCGUGGUGGAUAGAAGAGUUCAGAAAAUUUCAUACAUUUCUGAAGUUUGAUGGAGUGUGGAUUGAAUUGGAUGAAGUCUCUAACUUGCUCCCAGCUUCUGACCAUAGUUGUGAAGACAACCAGUUGAACUUUCCUCCUUUCACUCCUCGAGUGCUGGACCGCUUGCUCUUCGCAAGGACCCUCUGCAUGGAUGCUGAGUUUCAGUGGGGCCUCCACUAUGACGUCCACAGCUUGUACGGCUACUCCAUGGCGAGAGCCACCGACGCGGCCCUGAAUAACAUCUCCCCUCGAAAGAGGAACUUCAUCUUAGCCCGUUCUACUUUUGCCGGAUCUGGCAAGUUUGCUGCUCAUUGGUUGGGGGACAAUGCAGCCACCUGGGAUGAUCUCCAAUGGUCCAUCCCUAGUAUCCUUGAGUUCAACCUGUUUGGCAUCCCCCUGGUAGGCGCCAAUAUCUGUGGUUAUACAAAAAAUGUCACGGAGGAGCUCUGCAGAAGGUGGAUGCAGCUUGGAGCAUUUUAUCCACUCUCGAGGAAUCACAACGGGCCUGGCUUCAAGGACCAGGAUCCUGCGGCCUUUGGAGAAGACUCUCUGCUGUUGAAAUCCUCCAGGCACUACCUGAACGUCCGCUACACCCUGCUGCCCUACCUGUACACCCUCUUCUACCGCGCUCACACCCUGGGCGAGACUGUAGCCAGGCCCCUGGUCCAUGAGUUCUACCAGGACCCAGCUACAUGGGCGGUGCACGAGCAGUUCUUAUGGGGGCCCGGGCUUCUCAUCACGCCGGUUUUAUAUGAAGGUGUGGACCAAGUGAAAGCAUACAUCCCAGAUGCCAUCUGGUACGACUAUGAGACAGGAGUAGCCACCCAGUGGAGGAAGCAAUGGGUGCAGAUGCUGCUGCCCCCUGAGAGGAUAGGACUUCACCUUCGAGGGGGCUACAUAUUUCCCACCCAGCAGCCAAGCACAACCACCGAGGCCAGUCGGAAGAAUUCCCUGGGUCUCAUUGUCGCCUUGGACCACAAGCGAGAAGCAAAGGGACAGCUGUACUGGGAUGACGGGGAAUCUGCAGAUGCUGUAACUGAAAAGAAUUACACUCUCUACGAGUUUUCUGUCACCUCCAACCGUCUACAGGCAAAGAUCACGACUAAUAAUUAUAAGGACGCCGACAACCUCAUGUUUACAGAUAUCACAAUCUUGGGAAUGGACAAGCAACCUGCUGACUUUACCCUCCUUAUGGGUGCUUCCACCCCCAUUGCAAAUGUCAGCUACAACACAUCAACGAAGGUGGUGAAGAUCACUGAUCUUAAGGGACUGGUGCUGGGACAGGAGUUCUCCAUUCAGUGGAGGCUUCCGGUCAGCGACCUGGAGAAGUUCAACUGCUACCCCGAGGAGCCCGCCGCCUCUGAGGAGAAGUGCAGUCAGCGGGGGUGCCUUUGGGAGCCCACCACUGUUCCUGGCGUGCCCACCUGUUUCUACGACACUAUCCCUAAUUAUGCUGCCAGUAACAUUCAGUAUUUGCCCACUGGCAUCAGCAUGGACCUUACGCAUCUGACGGCCUCUGAGUCCCCACGAGCAGCAGCACCGCCACCGUCACCACAGGGCGCACUCCCUCUGCGUGCAGCAGCCGCGACCUCUGACCCUCUCUCUGCAAAGAUCAGCUCCCUUAAGCUCAGCGUGACCUACCACACAGAAAGCAUGCUGCAGUUCAAGAUCUAUGACCCCACUCAUAAAAGGUACGAGGUCCCAGUGCCUCUGAACACCCCUUCCUCUCCUGUUGGCUCCCCCGAGAACCGUCUGUAUGACGUCGAGAUUCAAAGCAACCCUUUCGGGAUCCAGAUUCGACGAAAAAGCUCCCGCACUGUGAUUUGGGACUCUCAGCUCCCCGGCUUCACCUUCAACGACAAGUUCCUUUCCAUUUCUACUCGCCUCCCCUCUGAGAACAUCUAUGGCUUUGGAGAAACUGAGCACACAGCUUUCAGAAGAAACAUUAGCUGGAACACGUGGGGAAUGUUUGCUCGAGAUGAGCCACCAGGGUACAAAAAGAAUUCCUAUGGCGUCCACCCUUACUACAUGGGCCUGGAGGAGGACUGCAAAGCCCACGGAGUGCUCCUGCUCAACAGCAACGCCAUGGAUGUGACAGUCCAGCCCACGCCUGCUCUGACGUACCGCACCACGGGAGGGAUUUUGGAUUUUUAUGUGGUUUUGGGGCCAACCCCUGAGCUUGUCACCCAGCAAUACACGGAGUUGAUUGGUCGGCCGGCAAUGAUUCCAUACUGGGCCUUGGGAUUCCAGCUGAGUCGCUAUGGAUACCAGAGUGAUACUGAAAUCUCCAGUUUGUAUGACGCAAUGGUGGAGGCCCAGAUUCCCUACGAUGUUCAACAUGUAGACAUAGAUUACAUGGACCGGAAGCUGGACUUCACCCUCAGCAGCAGCUUUCAAAACCUUGGUCCCCUGAUGGAGCGAAUGAAGCAAAAUGGCAUGAGGUUCAUCCUCAUUCUGGACCCAGCCAUUUCUGGCAACGAGACCCAGUAUCUCCCAUUCACCAGAGGCCAGGAAGGCAAUGUAUUCAUCAAGUGGCCGAACAGCAGUGACAUUGUCUGGGGGAAGGUCUGGCCGGAUCUGCCCAAUGUGCAGGUGGAUACAUCCCUUGACCAUGAAACUCAGGUUAAGCGGUUCCGAGCCCACGUGGCCUUUCCUGACUUCCUGCGGAACAGCACAGCCGCGUGGUGGAAGAGGGAAAUAGGAGAGCUCUACACCAACCCCCGGGAGCCGACGAAGAGCUUGAAGUUCGAUGGACUGUGGAUCGAUAUGAACGAGCCAUCGAACUUUGUGGAUGGAUCUGUUGGGGGCUGCCGUGAUGAAAUUCUUAAUAAACCACCUUAUAUGCCAUAUUUGGAGUCCAGGGACGGCGGUCUGAGCAGCAAGACCCUGUGCAUGGAGAGCGAGCAGGUCCUGCCUGACGGCUCCCGAGUGCGGCACUACGACGUGCACAGCCUGUACGGGUGGUCCCAGACCAGACCCACAUACGAAGCUGUGCAGGAGGCCACAGGAAAGCGAGGGGUCCUCAUCACCCGCUCCACCUUCCCCUCGUCCGGCCGCUGGGGCGGACACUGGCUGGGAGACAACACGGCCGCGUGGGACCAGCUGCAGAAAUCCAUCAUCGGCAUGAUGGAGUUCAGCCUCUUCGGAAUACCUUAUGAGCGGACAUCUGUGGGUUCUUUGGAGACGCCGAAUACGAGAUGUGCGCUCGCUGGAUGCAGCUGGGGGCCUUCUACCCCUUUUCCCGGAACCACAACACCGUGGGGACGAGGAGACAAGAUCCCGUGGCCUGGAAUUCAACCUUUGCGAUGUACUCCAGAAGCGUCCUGCAGACCAGAUACACCCUGCUGCCCUACCUCUACACCCUGAUGCACAAAGCCCACGUGGAGGGCAGCACGGUUGUGCGCCCCCUACUGCACGAGUUCAGCGAGGACAGCAGAACGUGGGACAUAGACCGUCAGUUCAUGCUGGGCCCUGCCAUCUUAGUCAGCCCUGUGCUGCA